AACAAAAAAGUGAAAAUUAAGAUUUAGCAAUCCAGAACCCCUCUCUUUCACUCUCACUCUCACUCUCAGCCGGCCAAACCCACCGCCAGCAGCGGCGCCACCUCCGUCAGCCACGAAAUCUUUUCACUCUCUCCGAGGGUGGAAAUUGAAAGCAGAGGUGGAUUAUGAUUCUAAGUGGAUGCUCUGGGGUUUUUCAUUCGCUCCCUUAUAGCAGAAAAUCAUGUAGUUUCAGGUCCUACAAUUCGUCGAUUUCCGACAUUCCGAAAGUGGUGUCUUUCUACGAUAGAAGCUCGUGCAUACCUCAUCUGCAAAUUAAAUCGCCUGCAUCUCUAGGCCUCCACCAUUUCCACCUUUCUUCUGCAUCAACACCGCUCCUACAUGGCGAACAAGGCAGCUUAUCGCACACAAUCCCCAAAUUUCCGAUUCGCCCUCGCCAAUCGCUCUCCCCUAAAGCAUCAAAGGACGUACCCUACAGCUACAGAUACCCCGCCAUGACAAAGAAGCCGAAAUGGUGGUGGAGAACCCUAGCCUGCAUCCCGUACCUAAUGCCACUCCACGAAACAUGGAUGUACGCAGAAACGGCGUACCAUUUGCACCCCUUUUUGGAGGAUCUUGAAUUUCUGACGUACCCGUUUUUGGGGUCGCUCGGGAGGUUGCCGAGCUGGUUUCUCAUGGCGUACUUCUUUGUGGCUUACCUCGGAAUUGUGAGGCGAAAGGAGUGGCCCCACUUUUUCAGGUUCCAUGUCGUGAUGGGGAUGCUGCUCGAGAUUGCUUUGCAGGUUAUAGGGACUGUGAGCCGUUGGAUGCCUUUGGCUGUGUACUGGGGUAAGAUCGGUAUGCAUUUCUGGACAGCUGUUGCUUUUGCGUAUUUGUUCACGGUUUUGGAGUGCAUGAGGUGUGCGCUUGCUGGGAUGUAUGGUGAUGUUCCGUUUGUGUGCGAUGCUGCUUAUAUUCAAAUCCCGUAUGAUUAAGAUUAAUGUGGCUCGUCUUUGUGUAGAAAUUUGACCAAAUCGAGACUUAUGAUUGGGUUUUUUUUUUGUCCAUCGUAUGUUUGUUGUUUACUUGUGAUGUUUGAAGAUUUGUAAAAUGCAGACUUCUUUUCGGUACCGAAUAUUUGGGAUUAACUGCUGCUGCAUUCUUGAGCAAAGUUUCACCAUUUCCGAGGCUGUCCGAAGCAAUA
Messenger RNA from Erythranthe guttata (spotted monkey flower), 1180 nucleotides. RefSeq names its product protein TIC 20-I, chloroplastic. NCBI's taxonomy places the organism in Eukaryota, Viridiplantae, Streptophyta, Magnoliopsida, Lamiales, Phrymaceae. The record is from RefSeq and is a predicted model, not a curated record.